This is a messenger RNA of Clarias gariepinus (North African catfish), 8051 nucleotides long. RefSeq names its product ubiquitin protein ligase E3 component n-recognin 3 (gene ubr3). NCBI's taxonomy places the organism in Eukaryota, Metazoa, Chordata, Actinopteri, Siluriformes, Clariidae. Gene Ontology annotation, molecular function: zinc ion binding; ubiquitin protein ligase activity. Gene Ontology annotation, biological process: ubiquitin-dependent protein catabolic process via the N-end rule pathway; protein ubiquitination. The transcript has 39 exons. Bases 167 to 5740 code for a protein of 1857 amino acids. Gene Ontology annotation, cellular component: cytoplasm; ubiquitin ligase complex. The record is from RefSeq and is a predicted model, not a curated record.
GCAGAUAAACAGCAGCAUCUCGGCUUCCAUGCUGGUCGACCCUUUCAUAUUCACUACUACAGUGUCCUGUCACUUCGGCAGCGCGCUUCAUGAUCUCGCGAGAAAAGACGUGAACGCUGCAACAAGACAACCAAAAUAAAUUGUGGACAACAGUUCGGAGUGAACGAUGGCGGCGUCGCUGCUACGCCGGGAUAAGAAAGCUACAGCCGCUCACUUAAAAGCAGACCUCAAUCGGACUGACAACAGCUCUGGGGUCCGGCAACUUCAGGAACUGCUGGAUAAUGUUCUUAAUCCGGAGAAACCGGCGACGGACACCGAGGCCCUGGACUGGUGUAAAUCCCUGCUGGCAGGAGGGGACGGGUUCGAGGAGUUCUGCAAAACCGUCCGCUCCUAUGAUAACGCUACGCUCUGCGGCUUGGUCUGGACUGCUAAUUUUGUAGCAUAUCGCUGUCGGACCUGUGGCAUUUCGCCGUGCAUGUCACUCUGCGCUGAGUGCUUUAAUAACGGCGACCACACCGGACAUGAUUUUAAUAUGUUUAGGAGUCAGGCUGGAGGGGCCUGUGACUGCGGAGACAGUAAUGUCAUGCGAGAAAGUGGGUUUUGCCGAAGACAUCGGUUAAGAACCGGAGAGAAUGUUCCAUCAGUUCCUAGAGAUCUACUGCUCAUGUCUGAGAUGGUGCUUCCUCGUUUUAUUAUCAACAUAAUACAGUACCUGAGAGAUGGCUACACAGAGUCAGAAUCCACCACAGAGAGAGAUCUGCAGAAGGUCCUUCAGCAGCUAGAGCCUCAGAUUUCUUUCCUAGAAGACCUCACUAAAAUGGGUGGAGCCAUGCGCACAGUCCUCACAAAGAUCUUAACCAAUCAGCAGACCUUUAAAGAACUCAGCAUGGGCCAAGAGGAGAAUGUGUAUGCCAAGAGAAAUUAUGAGAAGUACCUGUCAGCACUCAAGAAUUCUGGCCUGGUGUCUGCAGAGGAUAAGGGGUCGGUGGGGGCAGCGGCAGGGGCAGCAGACUCUUCGGCUGGCGGUGGAGCACUUGGUUUACUGGGGGCCACUGCAGCAGUCAGCCCAAAUGAAGAAAAUAAAGAGGAGGAACAGGAUGGAGGGCAGAGUAUAGGCCAGAGAAAGAGAGUAAAGCUGAGUAGCAGUACCAAAGAUUCGUCUAUAAUGGACGUUCUAAAACAUAAAUGUUUUUUAGAAGAGUUAUUGUUUUGGACUAUUAAAUAUGAGUUUCCACAGAAGAUGGUUACUUUUCUACUCAACAUGUUGCCAGAUCAAGACUAUAAGAUCACUUUCACUAAAACAUUUGUCCAGCACUAUGCCUUUAUCAUGAAGACUCUGAUGAAGAGCCAUGAAUCAGACACAAUGUCCAACCGAAUAGUUCAUAUCAGUGUGCAGCUGUUCAGUAAUGAAGAGUUGGCACGUCAUGUCACAGAGGAGUGCCAGCUGCUAGACAUCAUGGUCACCGUACUGCUCUACAUGAUGGAGAGCUGCCUUAUCAAGAGUGAGCUGCAAGAUGAAGAGAACAAUCGUCAUGUGGUGGUGAACUGUGGUGAAGCCUUGUUAAAGAACAACACCUACUGGCCUUUAGUUAGCGACUUUAUUAAUAUUCUCUCUCACCAAAGUGUAGCCAAGCGGUUUUUGGAGGAUCACUCUCUGCUCAUGCUCUGGAUGAGCUUUGUCUCCUUUUUUCAAGGAAUGAAUCUGAACAAGAGGGAGUUGAACGAGCAUGUGGAGUUUGAAUCACAGACAUACUAUGCGGCUUUUGCUGCUGAACUAGAAGCCUGUGCCCAGCCUAUGUGGGGACUGCUUACACACUGCAAAGUCAAAGAAACACAGGAUUACACCAAAACAGUUGCACGCUACUGCUUGGAGACUUUACAGAUAUGGUUUGAUGCCAUUGGCUUUGUUGAUGAGCCGGCUCCCAAUCAAAUAACAUUUCAUUUGCCAUUGCACCGCUACUAUGCCAUGUUUCUUAGCAAGGCAGUAAAGUGUCAGGGGCUAGACUUGGACAGUCUCCUUCCUGACCAAGAAAUGCUGAUGAAGAUUAUGGUGCAUCCUUUACAGAUUCAGGCAUGUCUGUCUGAGAUUCACAGUAACAUGUGGGUGAGGAAUGGUUUACAGAUCAAAGGGCAGGCUAUGACGUAUGUCCAGUCACACUUCUGCAACUCUAUGAUCGACCCAGACAUCUUCCUAUUACAGGUGUGUGCAUCGCGACUAGAUCCAGACUACUUUAUUUCUUCAGUGUUUGAGAGGUUUAAAGUAGUGGACUUGUUGACGAUGGCAUCACAGCACCAGAAUGCAGUGCUGGAUGCAGAGCAGGAAAGACCCAUGUUGGAGGGGGCGCUUACUUUCCUUGUCAUAUUGUGCAGCCUUCGCAUACACCUGGGCAUGACUGAUGAUGAGAUACUAAGGGCAGAAAUGGUCUCCCAGCUGUGUAUGAAUGACCGCACACACAGUUCUCUUCUUGAUCUUAUCCCAGAGAACCCAAACCCUAAGAGUGGGAUAGUGCCUGGUAGUUGUAGCUUUGAGGAGAUGCUGUCUGCUGUUGCUGACUUUAAAGCUCCAGUAUCUGAACCUGGUGGCUCCAUGCAGCAGGGCAUGUACACACCCAAAGCGGAGGUUUGGGAGAAGGAGUUUGACCCCAUCAUGGUGAUUCUGCGCACAGUUUAUCGGCGAGACGUCCAGUCAGCAAUGGAUAGAUACUCAGCAUUUUUGAAGCAGUCAGGUAUUCACACCGGCAACCCCUGGCCUCCGUAUAAGGAGAGGACACCCCUGCACCCAUGCUAUAGAGGACUAGUUCGACUGCUGCAUUGCAAAACUCUACAUAUCGUCAUUUUUACCCUGUUGUACAAGAUCUGGAUGGACCAUCAGAACAUGUCAGAGCAUGUGCUGUGUAUGGUGCUUUAUUUGGUUGAGUUGGGUUUGGACAACCAUGCACAGGAAGACGAGGAGGAUGAAGAACCAUGUAUUGAGGAGCACUGCCAUGACAGCUGGUUCCCGGGUACCAGCCUGCUCUCCAAUCUGCACCAUGUUAUCAACUUUGUACGGGUGCGAGUGCCUGAGACAGCCCCAGAAGUGGAAAGAAAAAGAGAACGGGAGAGAGAAAGGGAAAGGCAGAGAGAGACGCCUCCCAGCACCAGCACUGACUCCUCAACCUUUGGACAGAACCUGCGUGAGGCUCAGCUGUUCAGUCUGGUGGCAGAGCGCAGGAGAAAGUUCCAGGAGAUUAUAAACCGUAAUAACCAUGAAGCGAACCAGGCUGUGCGGCCAAAGUCUUCCUCACGUUGGCUUCCUCCAGGCUCUCCCCCUCAGAUGGUCACUGAGAUUCUAGAGAUAAGGGAAAGCAUGCUGUCCCUGCUGGUCAAACUGCACCAGAAACUGUCAGCCAAGCAAAACUCGCUAACUCCGAGCUGGCUGGAGGAGGCCGAGUCUGCACACCAUACACAUGGAGAUGGCAUCACUGCCAUCGAGAGGAUUUUGGCUAAAGCAGCAUCACGCAGCAGACAUAGCAAAAGAUGCCUGCAGGAGAUUUGUGGCAAAGUGUGUCCACCCGUGCCUCUUAAAAAGAACAGCCCAGGAGACAAGAAGAGCAUGGAUAAAGAAGAGAGGCGGCAGAGGGCCAGAGAGAGACAGCAAAAGCUCUUGGCUGAAUUUGCCUCCAGGCAGAAAAGCUUCAUGGAGACAGCCAUGGAUGUUGAAUGUCCUGAAGUGGAGGCGGCAAUGGAUGUGAGCUCAGCCGAGCCUCUAGACACUGAGGUUCUCUAUGACUGUGUAAUAUGCGGCCAGAGCGGCCCCUCUACUGAAGACAGACCUACUGGAUUGGUGGUGCUAUUACAGGCAUCCUCAGUGUUGGGGCAUCGUUGCUGUAGUGAUCAGGCAAAGCAGCUCCCCACAAGUGAUGACGAGCAGAUCUUUCCUGAUGACACGUGUGGGGCAACUAACGACGUUAGACUAGCACUUAUGCAGCGUUACUUUAAAGAGAGUUCCUGUCUGCAGUCAGUGUCUAUUGGAUGGGAUGGGGGUGUGUAUGUGCAAACUUGUGGUCAUACAUUGCACAUAGACUGCCACAAGUCCUACAUGGAGUCUUUACGGAAUGACCAGGUGUUGCAGGGUUUCUCGGUGGAUAAGGGCGAGUUCACAUGCCCUCUGUGCCGCCAGUUUGCUAACAGCGUCCUGCCCUGCAAGCCGGGCCGUGGUACGGAGGCAGGCGCCUGGCACAUACCCACUAACAAGAACUUAGCAACACUAGUGAAAGAGGUGGAGGAUCUCCAAGACCAGUUGACCAUCUUUCCCGUAAGCACAAGUACGGAGUCUAACCUGACAAGGGAGAUGGAAUCUGUGAUUAAAGACAUAAAGAAUGCCACACAGAAAAAGUACAUGGACUAUGGCAAGAACCCUGGCUCCCCUGAUAAUGACUUCCUGUUCAUGUACUCAGUGGCCAGGACAAAUCUUGAGUUGGAGUUGGUUCAUCGUGGUGGGAACCUGUGCAGUGGGGGGGCGAGCGCUGCAGCUAAACGAUCCUGUCUCAAUCAGUUGUUCCAUGUAUUAGCCAUGCACAUGCGCCUGUACAGCAUCGAUUCUGCUUAUAAUCCUUGGAUUCGACUCACACAGAUCACCCAGCACAGAGAGUCAGAAUAUGAGGAUGAAGAGCAUCCCGAGGUUCCAAUGCUGUUCAGAGAUGUCCCAUCACUACUUAUCAUCUUUGUACUGACAAUGCCUCAGCCACUACGCAAAGAACACUUCACAUCAGUUGUGAAGGUGCUAUACACUCUGUUGUAUACUCAGGCCUUGGCUGCUCUGUCCAUUAAACUUAGCCCAGAGGAGAGACUAGCCUGGAGCAACAGCGGAGUAGCCAAGAAGAACUUGCCAAAUUCUGAGAAAUCAUGGGAGGCACUUCUCAGCCAUGUGAUCGGUGAGCUCACCAUUGCCAAAGGGGUCUAUGACAACAAACCUAAUGAGACCGUGUUAAGUUCGAGUGUAUGGUCUCCUCAAUCUAUAGAGUUUACAUUGCAGCAAUUCUGUUUGCCCUUCAUGCGUCUGUCAUGUCUUCUUCAACAUCAUCUCUAUGGGGACAGUUUACCUGGCUGCUUGCUGGAGGAGGAAUUCUUAUUGCUGGCUGGUGGUUUGGGUCUGCUGUCUGCCUCAUUUCAGCCCAGCACCUCCAUGAACAGUGCAGCAUGCCUGGAAUGGAACAUCAACGCAUUUGAGCUCAUCUCUCAGUGGUGCUCUGAGCUCAUCAGCCUGACAGACUCACCGUCACAACAGUCUAUGUCUCUGUUGGCGCAAGACACUCAGUGGUCAGCUCCUCGUUUGCUGCAACUUCCUGACAACUACAACACUAUCUUCCAGUACUACCACAGGAAGUCCUGCACCAUGUGCAAUAAAACGCCUAAAGACCCAGCUCUGUGCCUUGUGUGUGGAGCAUUCGUCUGUCUCAAGGGCCUGUGCUGCAAACAGCAGGGUGUCUGUGAGUGUGUGCUGCACUCUCAGCACUGUGGAGCUGCAACAGGAAUCUUUCUUCUAAUAAACGCCUCUGUGAUCAUCAUUAUUCGUGGUCAUCGUUUCUGUUUAUGGGGUUCUGUUUAUCUAGAUGCACACGGAGAGGAGGACAGAGACCUACGUCGUGGCAAGCCUCUGUUCCUGUGCGAGGAAAGAUACCGUGUGCUGGAGCAGCAGUGGGUGUCGCAUACCUUCGACCAUAUUAACAAGCGCUGGGGUCCCCACUACAAUGGACUUUAACACACAACCCCAAACUCAGAGGAGCCAGAUCACAGUGGGCAUCAGUGCCAGCCUCCCGAUCUCCUUUUGAUAUAUGCUGUCAUGUAAUAUAAAAACAAUGCUGUGAGUGAAUUGCUGCUACAGCCUUGGUUAUGUGAAGUUUAGUGUACAAUCAUGCCUAAUGACUAACAGCGUGUGUGUGUUUUUAAAUGAUUUCUGGUGGAUUUGAGAGGGGAAGAGAUUUUAUCCUUGUUUUUGGGACUGGCUCACAGUGAAAGCACAAAUUUAGCCCAAUCCUGAACGCAUUUAUUUGAGUGAUGUUUGUGCACACUUCUCAAAAACAUGCUACUGUUUCUGCAUUGGAGAGUAAAACUCCAUGGACACCUGCUGUCUGAAGCUUAAAGAAAAUUUUUACAAGUCCACAGCCUACUGUAUAAGUGGACAUCUCGGCCAUUGUAAAAAAAACACAAGGAGGUUGGCUUCUCUUAACCGUGAUGUAAUGGACGUACCAAACUGGCACCAGGCAUCCUCAAACAUCAUAAACCUAUGACAAAUUCAAUGAGUUGUCACCCUACAUGUUCAUAGCUCAGGCCUUUAAAUGCUUGUAUGGGGUAAAAGUUUUGUUUAAAUGCAAUGUUCCUUGUUCCACAGAAAUCUUCACUGAAUGGUAGAACAAUAAUUAAGUGCCCAUCGAGCCCUAGUUGGAUUCAUCCUCAGGAUUUUUUUUUUUUUGUAGUUAAAAAAAGGAACUUUUUAAUAUUUAAAUUAUUGAUGCUAUUUGAUGUUGAUAGUUAUAUCAUUGUGCAAAUGAUUUAAGGUUUGGGCAGAGGGCAAUGUGGUGAUCAGUUUGCAAACUUUGUGUGGCAGAGGCUGCAGAGAUGGUGUGCAGCAACCUUGCCAAUUACAGAGCAUUUUUUUUGCCGUCCGAGUAAAUCACAGUAGUACGGGAUAAAACUUGGAGUAAUCAUUUUUUUACAUGAAUUGGCAGCAGGUCAUAUAAACAGUAAUCCUAGUAAUGAUGUGUAGUAAUAAUGUUUUGAAGAGGCAUUCGGAAUUGCUUUAUUCAUCCCAAUCAAUAACAAAAACAUUCUUUUAUUGGCUAAUCCCACAUUAAACUUUAGGUUUUAAAUUUAUAGGUUAUAAAUUUAUAAAUUUAAUCCCACAGUAUAUAAAACACUCAUGUAAAAUGUUUUUAUUAAAUGCACUUAAUUUGGAUUGAGUUUAUCCGCAACAAUAUAAUUGUACUUGCAUAAAGCGAUCCAUAAUGCAAGGGGAAACCAUCUGUCAUUUUCAUGUUUCCAUAGUCCUCCUUGUUCCGGUUCUGUUUAGAGUUAAACAAAUAUUUCAAAGCAUCAGGUUAAGAGCAUUAAGGUUAUAGACUUUGUAACAGUUUUAACUAAAUCAAUUGUCGAAUAGAGAACAAGGCAAAUAUUAUGAAUUUAAAUUAGAAAAAAAAAGACUCUGGUAAAUUAUUUUCCAGUGGCCAGGAUUUAAAUCGGGCCUCGCAAAGUUGUAAUCAGUAAUGACAGAAUGUAGUUAAGUGGAUUUUUUUUUUUAUUAUUAUUAUUAAUGUCUCGCCCCCUUGAUAUGGUCUUGUUUAAUACACAUGGAAACUAUUUCAUAAUAUUUAUUAUAAGAUGUUUUUGUAUGGUAUAUAAAAGAUAUUCACCUGUGACAAGUUUUAGUUUCUUUACAUUAUUUAAAUAAGUUCUGUUGGUAUGUUUCUUACUCCUAUGAGCUUUCUCUCAGAAACUGACAAUAGUCAUAAUUGAGUGAUUGUCACACACGAUUUAGAAUGCAAUCUGUUCCAGGCUUUAAAACAGGAUUGAGGAUUUCAGUGCUGUGUAUUUUUAUUUUUUCCCCUUUCACUCAGUCCCCGUUUUAAGUCUGUUAUAUUUAGAAGGAGCCACAGAUGAACACCGAAAAAGCAUGUUUAGGUUUUGUUCACCAUAUUAUCGAGUAUUGAUUCUCAGUGCUGCACUUACACAAUGCUGGAUGGAUGCCAGGGACUCAAAUUCUUAGUUUCCCGUCGUUCUUCUGUCUUGACAUUUUGCAUGCUGCUGUUUUUCUUCUUUUUAUUUUCUCUUUUUCUUCCACAGCCCAAAUAUUGUAUAAUUGGAGUUUUUGAGUAAUGGGUAUAUAUUGGAAUGGAAAGCUGCAGUGUGUGUGUGUGUGUGUGUGUGUGUGUUUGUGAAUGAGAGGAGAGUGACUGAGGCAGAAAUACAGUACAUUACUGUAGGUGCUGAUUCAAACCUUCAGAUUGCAAAUCAGAAAGGGUGGCAGACAUUUAAUGCAACAUGUAACAUAUGUGAAUAAAAUGUAACAAUACUCA